Molecule: messenger RNA, 1512 nt
Organism: Hansenula ciferrii
Lineage: Eukaryota; Fungi; Ascomycota; Saccharomycetes; Phaffomycetales; Wickerhamomycetaceae
Product: MCT family MFS transporter
Exons: 1
Coding region: 1-1512 (503 amino acids)
Biological process (GO): transmembrane transport
Cellular component (GO): fungal-type vacuole membrane
Molecular function (GO): transmembrane transporter activity
Source: RefSeq, a predicted model, not a curated record
AUGACUGAUAUAUCACCAGUUCCAAAAGCUUUGAAGAAAGAUGAUGAUGGUCAAGAAACAACUAUCGAAUUAACAAACCUUACUGGAACAUCACAUCAAACCAAUAAUAAUAUUGCAAAAGGUUCAGGAUUUACUUUACAUACAAGAAAUACAGAAACUCAUUCAAAUGAUAGAGGCCUAACAGAAUCACAACCAACUAUUCAUGAAUUUGAAAGUACUGUUUCACUAUUAGAUGAAGACUUAGAAUUCCCUGAAGGUGGAUUAAAGGCUAAUCUAGUUGUUUUCGGUUCAUUUAUGGGUCUUGUCCCAGUUUUUGGAAUGGUUAAUUCAGCAGGUGCAAUUGAAGCAUAUGUUUCUUCACAUCAAUUAGCUAAUGUCGGGGCAAGUGCAGUAUCAUGGAUUUUCUCCAUUAAUGUGUUUAUUGCUUUUAGUUCUGGAGUUUUUUCUGGUUCAUUUUUCGAUAGAAAUGGUGCAAGAGCUCCAAUGUCAAUAGGUGCUGUUUUAUUUUCUGCAGGAUUAUUUGCCACUGGGAAUGCUAAAAAUGUUUAUCAAUUCGUUUUAGCAUUUGGGGUUGUUAAUGGUCUGGGGUUAGGAAUGAUGAUGAGUCCUCUUGUUGGUGUUGUAUCUCAUUAUUUUAAAAAAAAUAGAGCUACAGCGAUUAGUUGUGCAACUACUGGUGGUUCUAUAGGUGGUAUUGUUUUUCCUUUGAUCUUAAGAGCUUUAUAUCCUAAAGUUGGAUUUAAAUGGGCUUUAAGAAUCUUAUCAUUUAUAUGUUUAUUUUGUUUUGCAUUUUCUUUAACACUUGUUAAGGAAAGAUUAUCAAAUAAAAUUGAUGAUGAAGAAGAAGGGACACAAACAAGAUCCUCAAAACUUCGAAAAUUCAUAAAGAUCUAUUUAUUGGAUAUCUUUGAUUAUAAAUCAUUAUUAGAAGCAAAAUUUGCAUUUUGUACAUUAGCUGUUGCAUUAUCAGAAUCUUCACUUAUGGUUAUAAUCAUUAACUUCCCUUCAUAUGCAAUUAAAAGAGGGUUUAGUGAAAACACAUCAUAUUUAUUAAUCACAAUUGUUAAUACAACGGGUGUUUUAGGUCGUUAUAUUCCAGGUUAUAUGGCAGAUAAAUUCCUAGGUAGAUUUAACGUUGUCAUAUUAACAUUAAUUGGUUGUUUAUUAGUAAGUUUUAUUUUAUGGCUUCCAUUUGGUUAUAACUUAAAAAUCCUUUAUUCAUAUGCUGCACUAUACGGAUUCUGUUCAGGUUCAAUAUUAUCCCUAUCACCAGUAUGUUGUGGUCAAAUAUCAAGAACUGAUCAAUUUGGUAAAAGAUUUAGUACAAUGUAUUUAAUUGUCGCAUUGGUGAUGCUUAUUUGUAUCCCUAUAGGUGGUGCUGUUAUUGGUGAUGGAUCUAUUGAUCGUUAUAAUAAGAUGAUUAUUUAUGCGGGGAUGUUGAAUGUUGGUGGUAUAAUAUCUUAUUUUUUGUGUAGAUAUGCUUGUGUUGGUUUGAAAUUGUGUAAAUUUUGA